Messenger RNA from Klebsormidium nitens, 1835 nucleotides. Lineage: Eukaryota; Viridiplantae; Streptophyta; Klebsormidiophyceae; Klebsormidiales; Klebsormidiaceae. The record is from the annotation of a GenBank genome assembly.
CGUGAGCUCGCUGGGUCGCUGGAGCUAUGGCGGAUCCAGAGCGUGGCGGUCGGGUCGAGACCCCGUCUCCCUCCAGCUUGACAAUCCCUUUGCUGGAGGACGAAGCUGCCAAGGGCCCAAAAGCUCCUGAUGGAGGGAUCUCGUGGCUGUCCGUCUUCAAUCUCGCAAAUGCAGCGAUUGGGGCGGGUGUCCUUGCAUUCCCCUAUGCCUUCAGGGAAGCAGGCGUUUUUGGGGGCCUUGCCGCCACAUUCAUCAUUGCUAUCAUCGAGAUUUCCGCACUGUGUGUCCUCACACGAUCGGCGCAGCGCUUUUCUGCCCCUAGCUACCAAGAACUCGUGUACACUGCGCUUGGUCAGCGCGUCUCCAACCUAGUGUCGUCCUUCAUGUGGAUCUACCUCUUUGGCAGCUGCGUCGCUUAUCUGAUCAUCAUUGGCGAUGUUUUCCAGCCCGCAGCGCAAACCCUCUUUGGCGCCUCCCACUUCCUCGCGCAGCGCUGGGUGGUCCUCUCGCUCUUUGCGGUCCUUGUGGUUCUGCCCCUCUGCCUCAAGCGCACUCUCCGCUCACUGGGAGUCGUCAGCUCGAUCGCUCCGACGACGCUCAUCUACCUAGCGAUUGCAAUCCUGUUGUACGGGGCGCGGCGGGUGGUUGUGACGGGCGGAAUACCAGAUGACGUGGUGCUCUUUGGAACAUUUACCGGGUACUGCAAGGCCGCCCCUAUCGUAGUCUUCGCUUUCCAGUGCCACAUACAGUGCAUGCCCAUCUUCUCGGAGCUCGUCCACCAUUACACGAAAGGUGUGAACCCACUCGACGCGGAAAAGUGGUCCGUCGUGCGCCGUCAGAUCAUCGUCUCCAUGGAUAAGGUCAUCCUCCUGGCCCUAGGCACGUGCCUCGUCGGCUACAGCCUGGUUGGCGCGUUCGGCUACAUCGCGAUCCCGGACGUCCAAAGUGACGUCCUCAGCAGUUUCGGCGAGGACAAUCUGGUCAUGUACGUGGCGCGCGUCGGCAUGGGCCUGGUGGCGAUCGUUUCGUACCCGAUCAACCACUUCCCGGCGCGUCUCAUCGAGAUGUCCGUCCUCAACUUCUUCUGGCCCCUCCCAAACCCUUACGAUCCCAAAAGAUACAUGCUGCGGUUCAACAUCCUGACAGUUGCUUACGUGGCGGUGACGUUAGCAGUCGCCAUCGCCGUGCAAGAUCUGGGUCAGGUAUACAUGGUCAUCGGGUCAACCGGUGGCGUUCUGGUCAUUUUCAUAAUGCCGGGGAUUUUGCUUCUGGAUGCCGCGGGGAUGCUUCCGAGCCGACGACGGACGCUGGUGUCAAGGCCCUGGGUUACCUCAGAGGCGGAGGGAUCUGACACCACAGAAAGAGCGAAACCGGAGGUGGAAUCCGGGCAGUCAAGCAGGCGGGUUAGCGAGUCCGGUAUACUCGUAGUCGAGGGUCGGUCAGAGUAUGAGGAAGCGAGUGCGAGAGGCGAGGGAUCCCCCUCCAUACAAACGAUCCCGUCCCCUCAUUUCACCAGCAUCCCGCAUGUGGGUCAGAGGCCAUCGGAAGAGUCGGAUGAAGCCGAGUCCGACUAUACGUAUCUCGGGAAGUCGCAGCGGAGUCUGGCCGCGCUAUGGGCGUUCCUCAUGAUUUUCAUGGGGGGCCUUAUCUUCGGCGUGACCGUAUGGAUAGUCGUAGUCAAACGAGGUGGGAUGGCAAGCUUUUGACAGGUAGAACAGCUCAACUUGACACAUGCUCGCGCCUUAAGUUGGGCGGUAUGCGAUCGCUCAGACUCUUACGGACUUGAUCUGAGACUUUGUGCAAUUCACCAUUGAAUCAGAAGCAACAUAAUUUAC